CCGUUUAAUACUCUCCACAAGCCUCGUUUGAAGAAGGACAUGUCAUAGCGCUCGGGAAACACCGUGGAGGGGAGCUCAUUCCAUAGGCAGAUGGUACGUGGCAAAAAGGAUCUCUGGAAACGCACUGUGGAUGAACGUAGUGGAUCCAGGUAGUAUGGAUGAACUCUACUCAGGUGGCGGGCGGUAUGUAGAAGUCAAUUCCAUAGUUAAGAUAUUCUAAUAAAAAGGUUUGUAUUUGUAUUUAAUUCUAAGGAAUUCGGUUCGUUUCUGACCCAAUUAACGCUGACUAGCGAGUCAAUAUGAAUUGAAACAAUUGAUAUUUUGAACAAUAUUUUUUUUUCUACUGACAAAGUGUCAACAAAGAUGAGAAAGAAGACAAUAGUUCUCCGUAUUCUAAUCCGUCCUCAAUUCUGAAAAUUUCCCACAAAAUGUCUUCGUAUUAGUUAAAUUUGUUAACGUCUUAAAGGUAAUUACUUGUAGUGACAGUAAAUUUAAAUUUCAGGUUCUGUUUCUGAGCGAAGAAUAAGGGGCGGAAAUACUAUAGAUUCUGAUAAACCGUAUGCUGUUUAUCUGGUGAAGGCGCCACCGUCUCCGCAACAAUACGACUUCUGGGUGUGCGGGGGUGCAAUCAUCAGUAAAUGGUUUGUGAUCACUUCCGCUGCCUGCGUGUCGGAUGUUAAACAUCUGUACGUAAUAGCCGGAUACAAGAGAUAUGUAACAACGGAUAAAUUAAGUUCUGAUUCAUGUACAAAGGAAAUGAAAAAAAAGGUCAUACUGACCUGUGUGCCUAAAUCUUACGAGCUAGACUAUUUAAAGAUCAUAAAAUGGUCGUGGAUCGACAUUGCCAUUGUGAAAGUGGAGUCAGAAUAUGACUUCAACGAUGAAAAGUACACCCAAUUAUGUUCUUACAAGCCUGCGAUUAUAGACGUUAAUUAUGCAAGGAAAUACCAAGAGCCAGGCACGGACGCGCUUGUCCUUGGCUGGGGACAUAAAGAGAAGUGGCGUAAGCCAGAAGAUGUAUCCAAUUACAAUCAAGACACUUUGAACUACGCCCCGAUAAUGCUUCAAAAUAAAGAAAAAUGCACAGAGGCUUAUAAAGAUAUAGAAAGAAUGAAUAUUUUGAUAGACAAUUACAUGAUAUGCGCGGACGGUAAAGGGAACAUUAACGCUAAGGGUGAACAGAUACUAAAAGGGAAACCUGAGGCCGAUGGUUGUGCAACGAAUCCCGAAAAUCUGAAGGGUAUUUUAGAUGAUUCGUGUGAAAAGCCUUUCCAAAAUAAGGACCCUAGUAUUGUAUUGUUAAAUGCCAGAAAAAACAAUUCAGAUGAUAACAUUAGUCAGUUGGACACACGAAGGAACGACGAUGGCGCGACUGGGAUCUGUCAGAACGACCACGGCGGUCCACUGGUGACUUGGGUAGGAACGCAUGAGGUUUUAAUUGGUGUAGCAUCAGUGUUUAGGGUCGAUUCAAACUCCCAAUGCACAGGCCCGUAUUUAUUUACCAGCACAGAAUGUAAUGGCGCAUUCAUUGGAUGCAUUUUGAAUCAAACCGUUGCACGACGCACUGGAGUCUGCGAUCAGUCACCCAUCGAGAGAGGUUUUGAUAUAAUCGAAAAGAGUAUUUCCUGGAAAGGUCAUCCGGAAGGACCUGCUCAAAACGAGUUAUUAAAAAUGCGACCCCAAGUACCGAUCACUCAUUUUGGGUAAAUAAACAAAA
Messenger RNA from Bombyx mori (domestic silkworm), 1717 nucleotides. RefSeq lists its product as uncharacterized. Lineage: Eukaryota; Metazoa; Arthropoda; Insecta; Lepidoptera; Bombycidae. The transcript has 8 exons. Gene Ontology annotation, biological process: proteolysis. Bases 757 to 1707 code for a protein of 316 amino acids. Gene Ontology annotation, molecular function: serine-type endopeptidase activity. The record is from RefSeq and is a predicted model, not a curated record.